Molecule: messenger RNA, 1099 nt
Organism: Malurus melanocephalus (red-backed fairy wren)
Lineage: Eukaryota; Metazoa; Chordata; Aves; Passeriformes; Maluridae
Product: F-box only protein 42-like
Exons: 3
Coding region: 653-1084 (143 amino acids)
Molecular function (GO): protein binding
Source: RefSeq, a predicted model, not a curated record
GGAAGAAUCCUCCCCAGAUAAGAAUAUUUUAAAGUAAAAAUUAACCGUGUCUCUCUGAUCAAAGAGGAUUUUUGUUUGGCCUGGGUUAAGAAAAUCAAUCAGCCUGAAAGUGUCUCCUGGAGUGCUUCACUGGAGCYGCUGGCACGCGGAAGCAGCGAUCCCAAAGUAUGAGGAAGAGUCUGGAAUGAGCUGAAGACAGCGCUGCCUUCCAGCCCUAAAUGAGUACCAAGCUCCUGAUUGCCAAGUGCAAUUAAAUCUUUGUCUCCUUCCAGCCCYAGCCUGGGCUGGGUCCUCUCACACACCUGGAAUGUUUUGUUCCCRGUGGGAACAGCAGCAGCUCCUGCGGUGCUGUUUGGACAGAGCAUUUCUUGUGGCCUGUGAAACCCUGUGAGUGAAGUGCUCUGACUCAGGACCAGCGCUCAGCUUCUUACUGCCAGUCAACAGCUUUCCCUGGGAGGCUUUUUUUCCCUUAAAAUCCAUUAAAAGGGGGGAAAAACAGGUGAAGAACCCGCGGGUUCAAGCACUUCUUAAAGCAGCUGGAAKCUGUGGAGGAGAGGAGGCAGCUGGGGUUGGGAGCCAUCAGUGCCACCCACACCUGAGACUGGGGUACAAGGUACCAGGACAGGUGCCUACAGCUGUGACGUGGGAUGCCAUGGCCAGCUCCUCGGACAGUGAYGAUGAUGGCUUCAUGGCCGUGGAUCCAGAGGACACCGUGGUGGAAGGGACGAUGGAGCAGGAGGAGGAGCCRCACGUUGAGCCGGAGGUGGAGGAGCCCAGGCACAACAGAUCGAUGCUGGAGCUGCCAGAGGAGGUUUUGGAAUAUAUCCUGUCCUUCCUCUCUCCCUACCAGGAGCACAAGACUGCCGCCCUCGUAUGCAAGCAGUGGUAUCGACUGAUCAAAGGCGUGGCCCAUCAAUGCUACCACGGCUUCAUCAAGGCAGUGCAGGAGGGGAACAUCCAGUGGGAGAGCCGCACUUACCCCUACCCCGGUACGCCCAUCACGCAGCGCUUCUCUCACAGUGAGUAUCUAUGGCUGGGAAAUGCUCUGGCAGUGCCCCACACGCCCCUCGCUGCCAGCGUGUGACCCACAGCUCUGCCA